UUCAUUAUGUAUCAUUAUACCGGUCCGCGCCGCGCGGUGUGCACUGCAGUUACUAGCCAAGCGCGUGUGUGUUUCCUCUCUGUUGGUGCUGAGCCCGCAGAAAGCGUGCGACGCGCGUGUUAAAAUUUUCCGAACUCUCGUACGAAAAUUCUUUCGUACUUUUCGUAACCGAUCGUGCGUGAGUAGAUUUUACGAUACUUGGAAAUUAAAAGGGUGGAUGGAGUAAGAGUGAAAGAAAAAGGAAGUUUUGGAUCCAAGUGACUUUUCGCAUAGCGCCUUCGAAACGCAGCGGGAAAAAAGUAAUCGUGAGGUGGUAAAAAUUUCAUUGGACGACGCAUAUAUAUCCCUGACUGUCUCUUCGUUGUUGUCCUUUUUUUGGUCUCGCUCUCUCUUACACGGCCCGGUUAGCAUUCGAAAUUGCAGACAAUUGUUACAAAUGACCGGUAAUUACGAUUGUUGUUGGAGGACAUAGGCAUUACUUGGCCAUCUAAUUUCAACCCUUCCUCUGAAUCCUCGCGCUUACACACAAAGUGCUACGAUCACUUAGACUGAUCGAAACUGGUCGCAGGAAUUUAUAUUAUUGGUGGAUUUUCGCGGUUUUACGUUGGGCGUCUGCCUCGAGGAAAAUUAGCCUUGGGCUUUAGUUUGAGAGCAGCUCUUGGACUCUUCGGGCACCAUGCUGACCUUCUUCUUCUAUUCGAAAUUGUACCUGAGGUCGAGACGAAAUUUGGCGAGCUGACGUUUGAAUAUCGAACAGUUAUGGUCCAUGAGGUAUUGAAGUCUUGAACUUGGUGUUUAUGAUAUUUCAUUAAUUGCCUCAUUAAUCUUCCCAAAGUGAACCAAUUCAUUUUCUCCCUCUUAAUGUUCCUCUCGUUCAUGCUGGUUCCUCGUUGACUGGUGCAAUCCAUUAGAAGAACUCGCGGGUGAUGUGUGUUAAGUGAUACAAGAUCAUAUACCAGAAGAGCAGCUACUCGAAGAUCGUGUUGCUCCUGAUUUUCUUGAAAAAAAAAACGUAAACCAGGUUAAAACGUAUCAUUACGCGUGAUACUCGGAAAUAGUCAAGAAAAUUUCAUCCCGUCUUCGAUCGAUCGAAUGUGCAUCGAGUGUCACGUGACGAAAUCGAUCAAGUGAUUACGAAUGAUAACAACGAAGCUACAAGGAGUAUAAAAGUGUCCGAAUCGUUCUUACGUGGUCAUAAUAAUGAUAAACGAUGAUAAUCGAAGACUGAACGGAGUACCAGAGUAAUAAAGGAGAGGGUGAUCCGUCGGGAAAAGAAGUGACAAUAAAGAGCGUGAAUAAUAAAGAAAAAAAAAAAAAUAAAUAAAUAAAUAAAAUAAAAAAAAGAGGAAGAUUCACGGAAAGAUUAAUUAAUUAAGAAAACAAAGAGUACUCGGUCCAGCCGCAAAAUUCGGGCGCCGAGCGGUAUCGCGUCGGCGACGUCGGCGACGGCAAGGGGUGGCUGCGGCGUCGACGUCGCGUCUAAGGUGGAGCGUCCGGGCAGCACGACGACGCUCAAUUUUACGGAUCUGGGGAGCCCAUUCGGGGCGGGCGACCCCUGUCCGUCUAGCACCCCGACCCCCAACAGUAUGUCCGGUGGUCCAUCCGGAGGUGCUGGUGGCGGCGGUGGUGGUUCCGAUAUGGAACAGCAUCUUCAUCAUAGUGGACUUGGUUCCGUAACACCAGGUCCACCCGGGAACGGUGGUGACAGUGCUUCUAGUACUCCGGUGUCCCAGUCUGGUAAAUCAGCAUUCAUUGAACUUCAACACAAUAAUCUUUACAAUCCCGCCAGUCUACGCGGUGGAUAUCCCGGUGGACAUAACGUACCAGGAUCUCAUCAGUUCCCGCACCAGGUCGGCUCCCUGGGACACCAGGGCUCGGGUCCUGGAAGUGGGAACCAGCAGCAUACGGAAACAGGAUUUCCAAGUCCCAGGUCGGCUCUUGCUGGAUACCCUUUUGCACCGAUGCACCAGCAUAACGCCUAUGGAUACCAUCUUGGCUCUUACGCCCCCCAGUGCCCCUCGCCGCCCAAGGACGGUGAGUACCCUAACUGGUGGUGCAUGUUCGCAGACCUCUCACCGCUCGGCGACAAAGGCGGAAGCCUCGUGGACGAUCUAGGAGGCGGUGGCGGUGGUUCCUUGCGAAAUGGCAAAGGAAAGAAAAUGAGAAAACCAAGAACGAUCUACAGCAGCCUACAACUUCAGCAAUUGAACAGGCGAUUCCAGAGGACCCAGUACCUGGCACUUCCGGAAAGAGCAGAACUCGCAGCGAGUCUUGGACUCACGCAGACGCAGGUGAAAAUUUGGUUCCAAAAUAGAAGGAGCAAGUACAAGAAGAUGAUGAAGGCGGCGCAACAGGGUGGUGGUGGUGGACAGCACGGUAGUUUACUGGCUGGAGGUACCGCUCUACCUGGUGGACCAUCUCCACAACCAGGUCAACCGGGAGGACUUAUGCAAGGAGGUGGUGGCAGUUCGGUCUCUGGUAGCCCCACGACAGGGUACCUUGGUGGUAUGGGUGGUGGGGGUGGUGGUCACACACCCGGAAGCUCGAGUCCCGGAAGUGAAAUGUCACCUCAGCAUAACGAGAGUCCUCCUGCGCCUUCUUGGCCUGGUGAAAUGAAGCACCAUCCUCACCCUCAUGCACCCCCUCAUACUCAUCAUCAUCCACAUACGCCUGGACAUCAUCCUCCACCUCCACCACCUCCGCCCCAUCACGCGGGUUACAUGCCUCAGUAUUCUUGGUAUCAGGCGGAUCCUAAUCCAGGAUUACUCACGGUCUGGCCAGCGGUUUAACGAAGACGUCAGGAACUCGAUUUCGGGUCGGCAAGAUCAUCUUCGCAGCCCUGAAGACGCAUCCUCCGAAGCGUGGAUGCGUAAUCCUGCUGUCCUCUUUCGGAGACGUGGAGAGAGAAAUUCGUUAUGUUAAAUAUGUCUAGUUGUCUUAACAGUGGUCCAGAUACAUUGGUACCAACGGAAUAAUAGAGAGAAAAAAGACAGUGAAGUGUUACAUGAACGGAUUAAUCGAACUCGUGUAUUAAAAUAUAUGUGCACAGUGGGUCCAUCAAGUGUUUACAGACUGUUUGGAACAGUGAACUCUCAUUGGUUUUCAUAAUGGUGACUACCCGGAGUACCAGUGAUAUAUAUAUAUAUAUAU
Cephus cinctus (wheat stem sawfly) is the source of this 3150-nucleotide messenger RNA. RefSeq names its product homeotic protein distal-less (gene Dll). The coding region runs from base 1587 to 2789 and encodes 400 amino acids. The transcript has 5 exons. The record is from RefSeq and is a predicted model, not a curated record. Gene Ontology annotation, biological process: regulation of transcription by RNA polymerase II. Gene Ontology annotation, molecular function: DNA-binding transcription factor activity, RNA polymerase II-specific; RNA polymerase II cis-regulatory region sequence-specific DNA binding. NCBI's taxonomy places the organism in Eukaryota, Metazoa, Arthropoda, Insecta, Hymenoptera, Cephidae.